Cynara cardunculus var. scolymus (artichoke) is the source of this 1442-nucleotide messenger RNA. Its product is annotated as transcription factor-like protein DPB. Gene Ontology annotation, cellular component: nucleus; transcription regulator complex. Gene Ontology annotation, molecular function: DNA-binding transcription factor activity, RNA polymerase II-specific; RNA polymerase II transcription regulatory region sequence-specific DNA binding. Gene Ontology annotation, biological process: regulation of transcription by RNA polymerase II; regulation of cell cycle. The record is from RefSeq and is a predicted model, not a curated record. NCBI's taxonomy places the organism in Eukaryota, Viridiplantae, Streptophyta, Magnoliopsida, Asterales, Asteraceae. The transcript is spliced from 9 exons. The coding region runs from base 244 to 1311 and encodes 355 amino acids.
UGAUCAACACGUUACAGAAUCCACCAUCGAAAUCACCAUCAAACUCUGCAAUUUCACUCCCUUUCCUUUUUCAUCUUUGUGGAAAGAAAGCCACUUCUGUAGACAGAGGUGGAAUCUUUCCAUUUCUUUGUCUCAUGUGUAAACCCUUGACCUCUUCCUUCGAAAUUCAGAUCUAAUUCGGUUUAUUUUCAUCUGGGUAUCUUUCCAAUUUGCCAACUCUUUGAUGAAUUUACGUGGGUAUUCAUGGUGAGGAUGGGAUCGAAUGAUAAUCUGGAAAAUGUCGUUGGGAAUACAAACCCGUUUUCGAGAGGAGGCGGUGCGACCCGGUCUUGGGGCACUACGGCGUCGGGUCAAUCCGUUUCCACAAGUGGCAGUGUCGGGUCGCCGUCGACCCGGAGUGAGGCGGCAAUGGCCGCGACUCCUGCUAGUGAAAAUACGUUCUUGAGGUUGAAUCACCUUGAUAUCCACGCUGAUGAUGCUGGAUCUCAAGGGGCUGCUGGCAAUAAAAAGAAGAGACGAGGUCAACGUACAACUGCAGGGGAUAAAGGUGGUAGAGGACUCCGCCAGUUUAGCAUGAAAGUCUGUGAAAAAGUGGAAAGCAAGGGAAGAACCACUUAUAAUGAGGUUGCCGAUGAACUUGUAGCUGAAUUUGCAGAUCCCAGCAAUACCGAUCAAACUCCUGACCAGCAACAAUACGACGAGAAGAAUAUCCGUCGACGGGUAUAUGACGCAUUAAACGUUCUCAUGGCUAUGGAUAUCAUUUCUAAAGAUAAAAAGGAAAUACAGUGGCGAGGUUUGCCUCGAACUAGUUUGAAUGAUAUCGAAGAGCUAAAGAGCGAGCGUCUUGCACUCAAGAACAGAAUUGACAAGAAAACUGCUUAUUUGCGAGAACUGGAAGAUCAACAUGUAGGUCUUCAAAACCUUGUACGACGGAACGAGCAGUUAUAUGGCUCCGGAAAUGCUCCAACUGGUGGAGUGGCUUUACCUUUUAUUCUGGUUCAGACUCGGCCUCAUGCGACUGUGGAGGUUGAAAUUUCAGAAGAUAUGCAGCUAGUUCAUUUCGACUUCAACAGCACACCGUUCGAGCUACAUGAUGACAAUUACGUCCUGAAGGCCAUGAAGUUUUGUGAUGGAUCAAACAAUAAUAAUGUUUGUAGAGAAGGAGGUGGUGCAGGGUCCAGCAUGUUUGAGGGUCGAGUCCCUUUGCCGCCACCACCGCAGCCGCCAAGGUCCACCAUGGCACACGGCAGACCUCCGCCCUCACCUCCACUUCCGGGCAUACUAAAGGGACGUGUUAAGCAUGAGCAUUAGUCGAUUCAUCAAGUACAACCUGACUCUGCUAUAUCUGUAUAUUGUGUAAGCAUAUUGUGGUUGAACUUUGGUAACUUCAUUUGCUUUGCAUACAUAAUACUUUUUUGUAUUUGAUUUUAUGGUAAUUUAUU